UUCAUAGCAAGGUGGCCCUCUAUCUAUAUUUCUAGUUUUGUGACCUUUCUUUUCAUCCACAACCUUCUCUCUUUCUUUUUCUCUAUCAAACACAGUUCUGUUUUGGUGAAUUCAUUCUCUAUUUCUCAACCAAAACUUUGAGGCCUUCAAAUAACCCUUUUUCUUCUUGAAUUGAUGUCUGGUUUGUACAAUCAGAUUUCCUCACCAGGAACAGCAAGGGCCAAUUCACCAAGUAUAAACAUGAGAAGCAAUUUUGAUGUUGAUAGUCAUUACUUAACUGAGUUGGUAGCAGAAUAUCAGAAGCUUGGACCUUUCAUGCAAGUUUUACCAUUAUGUACAAGACUCUUAAAUCAAGAGAUUUUAAAGGUGUCUGGAAAGAAUGGAUUGAUGCAGAGCCAAGGGUUUAGUGACUAUGACAGAGUGCAGUUUGGAAAUGCCGUCAAGCCUAAUCUUAUGCCUUCUUUGGAUACAGCUCAAAAUUUCACUGGCUGGAACAGCUUGUCACAUGAAGGAUUAGCCGGAGUACAAGGACUAAAUGCGGAUUGGCAAAGAGCACAAGCAGUCUCGAAUUCUCACAUUAUCAAGAAAAUUUUGCGCUUGGAUAUUCCUUAUGAUAACCAUCCAAAUUUCAACUUUGUUGGGAGGCUUCUUGGUCCGAGGGGUAAUUCACUCAAGCGAGUCGAAGCUACUACAGGUUGCCGCGUGUUUAUCAGAGGGAAAGGUUCAAUUAAAGACUUUGAUAAGGAAGAGUUGUUGAGGGGAAGACCAGGAUUUGAGCACUUGAAUGAACCAUUGCACAUUUUGAUUGAAGCUGAACUACCUGUCAAUGUUGUUGAUAUAAGGUUAAGACAAGCACGAGAAAUCAUAGAAGAACUUCUCAAACCUGUGGAUGAGUCACAGGAUAUUUACAAGAGACAACAACUUAGAGAACUUGCAAUGCUGAAUUCAAGUUUUAGAGAAGAGAGUCCUCAACUAAGUGGUAGUGUCUCUCCAUUCACCUCAAAUGAAAUGAUAAAAAGAGCCAAAACUGAUCUAUAGUCUUUUUCUACAUUGUGAAAUUGUUGCAUUUGAAGUUACUUCAUGUAUGUAAAUGAUGUGUAGAUGCAAUGAAAAGACAUUGUUGUUAUGAUGACAAGUUAGAGAACAAAAUGAUGAGAGAAAAAAAGAAGAAAGGGUUGAUAGUUUAUAUAGGUAAGUGUUUAUUGUCACAUUCAACUGUAUUGUAUUGGUAGAAUUGUAAAAUUAGCACAAUUAUUAUUUUUAUUA
Molecule: messenger RNA, 1266 nt
Organism: Vicia villosa (hairy vetch)
Lineage: Eukaryota; Viridiplantae; Streptophyta; Magnoliopsida; Fabales; Fabaceae
Product: KH domain-containing protein At3g08620-like
Exons: 7
Coding region: 175-1038 (287 amino acids)
Biological process (GO): regulation of mRNA splicing, via spliceosome
Cellular component (GO): nucleus
Molecular function (GO): mRNA binding
Source: RefSeq, a predicted model, not a curated record